This is a messenger RNA of Styela clava, 984 nucleotides long. RefSeq lists its product as uncharacterized. Lineage: Eukaryota; Metazoa; Chordata; Ascidiacea; Stolidobranchia; Styelidae. The record is from RefSeq and is a predicted model, not a curated record.
CACAAUCGAGUUACCAUCAAAUUUUAUUUGAGUAUAUACUUUGCUACAAAACGCUUUCAGUAUCAAUUUCAGAAUGGAAUCUUGUGCCGCUCAACGAGUAACGAAGAUCGUCAAACGCACAAUUAUCUUCGUAUUGUGUCUUUUCUUCGUGUUACAUGUGACUACGUGUUUUGAUCCUGAAUCGGAAUUUUCCAAAGAGCAUACCUGUAAAAUAAUUGACAAUGGUACUCAGCGGGAUGGAUUUGCACCAUACACUGUAUUCGUAAUCGAAUGCCAAAACACUUCGCCUUCAGUAUACACGGAGGCGACAUGUUGGUUGAAAUGUCGACAACCUCGAGUAAGAAGAAAUUUACCACUAACAAGAUUUCGACCUAAACCUAUUUAUUCCUACAUGGUGUUUCAAGUGCGACGAGGUGGAAAAUUGUUCACGCAUACCGAGAGAAUAAUAAGAGCUUGCAGAUGUGUUAUAACUAAAAGACAAGAUCGCUGGAGAAUCUUUAAGACACUCGAUCAAAGAACUUUCAGUUUACCAACCGUGGGGGUUCAAUCGUAAUUCUUUUAGUCAUUAAAAACACUGGGUUACUUAUCCUAACUUGCAUGUAUUUACAAUAACUGUAUAUACAGGGUGGGCUAAAACAAGUUUACCAUUUUUUUUUUCGGCCCACCCUGUAUGUUUCAUUGUAUUUGAAUAUAUUGUACCGCCAAAUAUUAUGUUUUCAUCCUUUUGGAUUUUAACAUAAUAUGUAUGCAGGAAUGGUAAAAAUCGGUCGGAAUACCUGAUAAAUGAUAUUGCCAUGUUUUCAAAUUUAUCUGACUCUUGCCAUAAAUGGAAAUAGUAUAUUUUAAACUGCUAACUUGUUGAAGUGAUAACUUAUUUAAUAACUUAAUAUUUAUGUAAAAAAACAUACACCACGUGAAAUUUUAUUAUAUAAUAUAAAAUUAUGUUUCGCUGUGAUAUAUUAUUGUAUAUUGUUUUUUUUGCAA